CCAGUUUGUCACAUCCCAUUUAUCAUUAACAUUGCACAAUGGUGACUUGAAGUCACUGGUCCAAAAAUAGUCUUCCAACAUGUGAAGUACUACUGUAUAUAUUUAAAACAAUACAAUAUGAUUUUUUGAGAACGAGGUAGAGAAUCGAACCCAGCACUACCAAAUACUAUAAGAAAUUAGGGUAUAAUUUCCUGUUCAGAGAACACAGUUGGGUCAUGGAAAGAUUCGGUGAUGAUGUGCUGGGUUUAAUUCUGAAAUGGGUUGAAAACCCUAAUGACAGGAAAUCAUUCUCUGAAGUCUGCAAGCAAUGGUCCAGAGUCGAGGGUCUUCACCGAUUAUCUUUACGGGUUUUCGAACCCAAUCUUCUUCCUAAUUUCUUACCCAGAUUCCCAAACUUAGUCUCAUUGGAAUCAUCAAUAGUGAUCACCAAUGCCCAUAUCAAAUUCAUCGCCAAAACUUGUCCCAACAUUGAAGUUCUCAAUCUCAACUACAAAGAAACACAUGAUGGGUUCGAUGAUAUACCGGAUUUGGAUGAUGUUGAUGGUUAUGGUAUAUGUGAGAUAGCAAUUGGGUGUCCCAAUUUAGCUGAACUGUAUCUAAGGAGGAGAUGUCAAGUUGGGAAUUUUGGAGUCAUUUCGCUUGUUAAUUUGGCUCGAAAUUUGACAAGUUUGGAUUUGGGUCGAUGCAAUAGGAUUGCAGACGAAUCCCUUAAAGCUAUUGGGAAUGCAAAUUCAUUGCAGGUUUUGAAUUUGCGAGGUUGUUGGUUAAUCACAGAUAGGGGUUUGGCUUUUUUGGCAAGUGGGUCUGUCUCUAGGAGUCUGCGAAAAUUGGUCAUUGCAGAGUGUGAUCGAAUUACAGAUUUUGGGGUAUUGCACUUGAGGGAAAUGUGUUGUUUGGAGGAAUUGAAUGUAGCAGACUGUGGAGCGAAAGUGACUGACACCGGAGGUGUGGCGAUUGCUGCAAUUCAAACUCUCAAGAGGUUGAACUUACAAUGGUUGAUUAACAUAUCAGAUGCUACACUUGUUGCUCUUGCUCAGAACUGCCUGAAUUUGGUAGCGGUUGAUCUGACGGGCUGUGAAUCAGUAACGGGUGAUGGAAUUCGUGCCUUGGCAAAUCAUGAGUCUUUGGAAUCGCUUGUGUUGGCUUCUUGUCACAACUUGAAUGGGGAUGAUCUGCAACAUAUGGUGCUUGGAUGCCGGACCUUGAGGUACAUUGUGCUGGACAUAAGACUGAGAACAUGGAUCCCUAUGACAAUGCAAGACAAUAUUAGCAAACUUUGUCAGUUAGAGUGGAAGUGAUGAAUGAAAUAAGGACUUAAAUUUGUGUAUGCUUCAUGAACCUGUGAGCAAUCAUCAAUCAGGUUUUCUUAAUCUCCAUUAUGUUGAGCUGCUGAUAUCAUGAUUUGUUCUUGCUCUCACAUUUUCUUGCUUGUGAAUUAAUCCACAUAUAUGUAUUUAUGCACUUUGACUAUAUGCUAUGAAUUAAUUGGCAGUUGGUGAAUGCUUUUUUUUUUUUUUUU
Molecule: messenger RNA, 1519 nt
Organism: Cornus florida
Lineage: Eukaryota; Viridiplantae; Streptophyta; Magnoliopsida; Cornales; Cornaceae
Product: F-box/LRR-repeat protein 4-like
Exons: 2
Coding region: 216-1298 (360 amino acids)
Biological process (GO): SCF-dependent proteasomal ubiquitin-dependent protein catabolic process
Cellular component (GO): SCF ubiquitin ligase complex
Molecular function (GO): protein binding
Source: RefSeq, a predicted model, not a curated record